ACCCCCAAAACGACCCGCGAUUCCAUGGUGACCGUGAGACUCUCUGAGCCGCCGGCGCUGUCGCUGGACACCAGCAACCCCCGCGAAAGCAAACUGCCCGACUCGCCGACGCUGCCAACACCCAGCCAGCCAACCGAAGACGGCGGCCUCGAUGCGACAAGCGCCUCUCGAAACUCGACUGCCACCUUGUCUGCCUCGGCAGAGGCCAACCGUAGCCUUCAGGACGAGCUUGGAGAAUUUGACGAUGCCGACAGCGAUUGUUCGGAUCCAGAGGAAGUCAACUGGGCGGAGCUGGAAAAGACGGAAGAAAAACAGACCAAAGACGAAGAGACUGAUAACUCCACCGCUUUGCUUCUGGCCCGUUUAGAGCAGGAAAAUGCCAAGCUGGCGACAAAUCCAAAGACCGUCAAGGUCCAACUUGUUGAGAAGCCCCAGCCUAGCAGGCCGCGCCCGCCAUCAAUGGCUAAGCUCCGUAAGAUGGUUCGCGGGCCUACACCCGCCGCGUUACGAUACUCGAUGCUGCCCCCGCCGCCGAUGACGGAUCUCGAAUUCUACGCAGCCCUCGUCAAGGACUACCAACAGACUGCGGCCAGGCUCCCCACGCUGCUGUCCAACAAGAUCCGCAAAGGGAUUCCCCCACCGCUCCGAGGCGUUGUGUGGCAGAGCAUGUCUGGUGCUCGCGACGCCAGCUUGGAGGAGCAGUACGAACGACUCAAUGGCGAAUCCAGCCCUUAUGAGGGUCUCAUAGGCAAGGAUCUCGGCAGGAGUUUCCCUGGCGUCGAAAUGUUUCGCGAUCCCGACGGCGAUGGACAGCGCAUGCUUGGCCGGGUGCUCAAGACAUUUAGUCUGUAUGACACCAAGAUUGGCUACUGCCAGGGCCUCGCCUUUCUCGUUGGCCCUCUGUUGAUGCACAUGCCCGACAAGCAGGCAUUUUGUGUUCUGGUUCGGCUCAUGGAGCGCUAUGAUUUGAGAAGUUGCUUUCUGCCAGAUCUUUCGGGACUUCAUGUGCGAAUAUACCAGUUCCGAGAACUCCUGCGGGCCAAUCUCCCUAUGCUGUGGAGUCACUUGGAAGAUCUGCAGGUAGAAACAGCAUAUGUUUCGCAGUGGUUCCUAAGUUUCUUCGCUACCACAUGCCCCUUGCCGAUGCUGUUCCGGAUAUACGAUGUUGUUUUCGCCGAGGGCGCUUCUGAGACACUAAUGCGCGUCGCACUAUCACUGAUGCGGAGGAAUGAGACUAGAUUGCUUUCCUGCACCGAGCUGGAAGACGUGAUGCAGCUCCUUUUAUCCAGGGGUCUGUGGGACUGCUAUCAUUACAACGCCGACGAAUUUGUGCAAGAUUUCGGAAGCCUCACAAGCACAGUCACCCGAGAGAAGCUUGCCCAGCUCGAGCAGGGAUACCGCGAAUCUCUAGUCGCGACCGCCAAUACCGCUCGUACAUCUGAUAUCGCAACAGCUGCAGCCCGAUUCCUCGGUCGCAUCUGGGCGUCGUCCGGUGCGUUCCCAAGAGGCUCAGGUUUAGUUCCAGGCCUGAGUGCGCCGUCAAGGCCGCUGAGCAUGCUGCGUCGGAGCACCUCCAAACAGAGCCUUGCUUCGACUCUAAACUCAGUCGAGGCAAGCUCCAUGAGCGUCAUGAGUUCAUCCUCGACGGAUGCCACCACCGUGUCGCGGGAUUCUUCAAACACCAACGAGGACGAUUCCGGAAGCCGUGAAUCGACCCCAGUAGGCCCCAAGGCCGCCCCUAGCACCAGUAAGAAUACAGAAGAUAGGUAUCUGCAUAGUCAGAUCGAAGAUCUCCUCACAGCCCUGAGCGAGCUGCAGCGUAAUCAUGCGCUGUUGUCGAGCGAGCUGAAGCGUGAGAGAGAGGAGAGAGACGAGGAUCGCAAGGCUGUGCGAUCCCUGUUGGAUGGGCUCAGGAAGAGAGCGAGCCGCGGGGAUGAAGCAGCAGCAAGCGAGAACGAGGAUGGAGCCGACAGCCCAACAACUGAAGAAGCGACUGACAAUGCUGAGGAAGGGGAGAAGGAAGAUGAAGCAGAGAAGAAGUCUGAUGACGGCUCGCCCGAGGCCAAGGAUGCGCCAUCCGCCGAGGACCUAUCGGAGCUGCUUGAUCGUGUGGAGAGCCGCUUUGGGAGUGAGGACGAAAACGACAACAGCAAAAAGAAGGAUAAGCCUCCGUCGCCCCCACUCGGUCAGAGGUCGGAAUUGCAAGUCGAAUUGGAUCAAGCCAAAGAUCAGCUGGCCAGUGCCAUGUCGCAGAACCAGGAUUUCAGCCGACGGAUCCAUGAUUUGGAUCAGGAAAUGUCAUCUCUCAAGGAGCAGCUUCGGGAAAGCCAUAGCCAUGUCAGAACUCUCCACCAGGACAAGCAGCGGCUGGAAAAGCAAAUCCAAGUUUUGAGGGCGAGGCCGAUAUCUGGGGAUCCUGUCGGCGUCCGUGAGUCGGGAGUGGAUUGGACUGGAAAGGCGAAUGGUGGCAGCGGCGGUGGAGGCGGCGGCGGCGGCGGCGGCUUGAGGGAGUUUAAGCUCGGGCGUAGCAAGUCGGUAGCUGCUCAGGGCGCUACGUAUAACAGACGAAAGUCGUCGCUGCUACAGAGUAACGAUCUUGUCCCGCCGCCAUCGUCGAUGCCAGCGACCCCGAUGGAGUCAAACGACAGCAGGUCAUCGACAAAUGACCUCGACACGCUGCUCCUGGAUCUUGUGCAGGCCAAGACGGCGCAGGCCAUUGCGAAGCAGGAGGCGGAGGAGGCGAAACAGAAGUUGGAGGCGUUGAAGAAGGCCUACGGGCUG
Trichoderma virens Gv29-8 is the source of this 2781-nucleotide messenger RNA. RefSeq lists its product as uncharacterized. The record is from RefSeq and is a predicted model, not a curated record. The transcript has 3 exons. The annotation marks the transcript as partial. NCBI's taxonomy places the organism in Eukaryota, Fungi, Ascomycota, Sordariomycetes, Hypocreales, Hypocreaceae.